AUGAUUCCAGGUAGCUUUCCAGAAAUCCCGCUCGUCAAUAGGCGGUUCAAUCCGCUUGUCACUCAACCGGUAUCUUACAGUCUCACCGCGGGACGUCGUUCCCGAUCAAGGCCGUACUAUACAUGCACGCAAAGCGAUCCGACUCUUGAAUUCUCGUUCUCAGCGAUCCCUGAAAGGGAUGAUGCUCCUAGUCCGACUGCUUCUUCAACCAGCUGCAAGCGGCGCAGAGAAGAGAUUCGACAGGUCUCUUCUUCUUGGGGCGAGGCUCAUCAGCAAAAUCCUCUCAAUAUAUUGCCACGUGGAUCAAGGAGAGCCGGCACUACUUCAAACCUCGAAAGUCGAUCGCUACCCCACCAAGGCCAAGACACCUCAUUGUCGCCAAUAACUCGGAAGACUGCUAGGUCGACUCACGAAAAACUACGUGAGUUGCUGGAGAGCCCCCUGGCCCCCAAAGAGGGUCCAGGUUUCGUGUAUGUUCUUCGCGAUCCAAAGAGUCCUGAAUCGGGGUUCAAGAUUGGUGUAACCACAAGGCCGUAUGAUUAUCGGACCACAGAGCACCGUAAAAUCUGUCGAUUCGUCCCGGAUGUACGCUACGUGUCGGGCAAUGGCAUUCCGUACUGUGGUCUGUUGGAAAGGCUGGUGCAUGCUGACUUGGAAGACCACCGCCAGCUGCGUCCCUGUGGGGAACACAAGUAUACUAAUCGUGGGAAGCAGCACGAGGAGUGGUUUGUUGUGAGCGAGGAUUUUGCUAAGGAUACUGUCAAGAGAUGGGAAACGUUUUUGCGCCGAGAAAAGCCCUACAAUCUUGGACACUUGAACAUUGUGUGGAAAUAUCUGCUCGAGGAAAGAUCGCCAAUAUCCCUUGAUGUACUGGCUUGGUCACACGACGACCGUCGCGCGCAAUGGACGAAGAUACUGGCACCUUUAACGAGAUACGAUCAUAUUAAGGCUUAUCACGCAUAUGCCAGGACUCAGCUCACAAACAUUUGCAUCACUGCAUCCCGCGUCCAGUUCUACCUACGAAAAUUCUUCUGGCAGUUCUCAACGCUAUUCUACAGCUUAGUUACCCUUGUUCUAUGUCGAAACUCGGUGGCAUUUUCCGCAUUCGUUGUCGUUCUUGGAUUUUCCAUGGUCACGGUACUAUCUCAUGUUCCAUCCACUUCCAAGAAACACCAAAAAACGCCUACCAAGAUGAUCCAGAAGCCUGCAGCCGGUGGGCCGGAAAAUCCUAUUUCAAUACCGGACGACGCAUAA
Pyrenophora tritici-repentis Pt-1C-BFP is the source of this 1254-nucleotide messenger RNA. NCBI's taxonomy places the organism in Eukaryota, Fungi, Ascomycota, Dothideomycetes, Pleosporales, Pleosporaceae. The record is from RefSeq and is a predicted model, not a curated record.